UCCCUGACGAUUAGAUUCAGGGGAAAGUAUCUUACGGACAAUUGCUACUUGGUCAAGGCCACUUUGGUAUUGGUCUACGCAAGCAGCUGCCUCUCCAUGGAGAGUCUUGCCCUGGCUGCAGACAUUUCUGGUUCAGAAAACAGGGCGCAAAGGCAGUCGUGUCUUUUCCCCUAAUUCUUUAAUGGUGCUGCUUUCAGAAUAAGAUAAUCCUGGACCCCAUGACGUUCAGCGAGGCCAGAUUCCGGCCGUCGCUUGAGGAGAGACUGGAGAGCAUCAUCAGCGGCGCGGCGCUCAUGGCCGACUCGUCCUGCACGCGCGACGACCGGCGGGAGAGGAUCGUGGCUGAGUGCAACGCCGUCCGGCAGGCGCUCCAGGACCUGCUCAGCGAGUACAUGAACAACUUCCCUUCACCUGCGCCUGCCUCUCUGUCCAUCAUCCCUUUAUCGGAGUGUAUGAACCACCUGCAUUGGACUUCUUGAUCCUGCCGGGACC
This is a messenger RNA of Leptonychotes weddellii (Weddell seal), 492 nucleotides long. The record is from RefSeq and is a predicted model, not a curated record. NCBI's taxonomy places the organism in Eukaryota, Metazoa, Chordata, Mammalia, Carnivora, Phocidae.